This is a messenger RNA of Symbiodinium pilosum, 1044 nucleotides long. Lineage: Eukaryota; Dinophyceae; Suessiales; Symbiodiniaceae. The record is from the annotation of a GenBank genome assembly.
GCGCUAAGGGACGGCCUUGGCCCAUUGCGGCUCGAAGGCUCCUCCAAGCGGUUGCAGAAGAUGCUUGCAGAGUUGGCCCUCUCCAUGGAGCCGGUGGCUUCACCGCAGCUGGAGAACACAGUCGUCAGCGAGAACACCUGCAAGAUGCUUCUACGUCUUUGCGAUGGCCUGUCAAUCGAGUGCGUGCUCAUUCAGAUGGGCAAGCAUUCAAGCCUCUGUGUUUCCAGCCAGGUGGGUUGCAAGCAGGCCUGUGUCUUCUGCGCCACUGGCAAGUUAGGCGAGGUGCGUAACCUGACUACGUACGAAAUUCUUGCGCAAGUUUGGCUGGCCCAGAGACAAGCCAGGGAGCUUAACUGGCCAAAGAUGCACAACCUCGUGUUCAUGGGCAUGGGCGAGCCGGCAAAUAAUUUGGACUCAGUAGCUCAGGCGCUUGAGCAACUAACUGAUUCAAACAGCUUUAGCAUCUCACGCCGGUAUAUCACGGUUUCAACGGUUGCACCAUCCCCUCGCCAAGUUCUACGCUUGGCGGAGAUGCCUUGCAAAUUAGCUUGGUCGGUGCAUGCAGCAACGGAUCCAGUGCGUCGGCGACUGGUGCCAAGCAGCAAGCAUUCUUUGGCUGAUUUACGGGACGCGUUCUUGAAGUGCCUGCAGCUGCGACCAGAGAGGUUUAGACAAUUGAUUUGCGAAGUCGUGCUCCUGGACGACAUCAAUACAGAUCCAAGCCAUGCCAAAGCGCUCUCAGACUUACUAGCUCCAUUUGACCGAGAGCAGAUCCUUGUGAACCUGAUUCCGUACAACGACAUACAAGGGCUUGUAAACCGCGGUUUCAAGCUGGACGUAACUUCCAAGCUGGCGGCACCUUCCUUGGACACGGUCCGCAGCUUUCAGCGCUCUUUGUGGAACCAUGGGCUGUAUUGUUCCGUGCGACAGACCCGCGGUGAGUCCAAAGCCUCAGCUUGUGGGCAGCUGGCUGCAGUGACUGGUCUUGCAGCACUGGAUGGAGACGAGGAUGACAAGGAUCCAGGCCUUGGCUCUCAACAGUAG